ACUAUAGAUUUUGAAGCAGUGACAAAGGACGUACGUGUACCGAGGCUCCAGAGCUGAAGCCAGAGCGCGAAGUAUUCUCCGGCAGUAUCGAAGCUUGAUCGAUGGAUGGCAAAAUUCUCGGGGAGAAUUUCAUGCGCUGAUUAAGGAAAGCGACGAGAGAAUUUCAUUAUUAUUAUUAUUUCAAUUAUUAUAAUUAGUCGAGGAAAAUGCAGUCGUUAAGCAUUAAGGUUUCCACGGAUUUGAAUACGGGGAUGUGGAAGGAAUGGUUGCGGGGCCAAGGAAGCUCUGGACUAGCGGAACUCGAGGCCUCCACAAGGAGGCGAUGGUUGAAUUGCAGAUAUUUUGCUCGGAAUUGUAGGAUUGUAGCGUGUGCUUCUCAGAGGAAUAGUGAUGGCGGUGGCGGAGCGGGUCAGAGUUCCAGUUCGAGUCCGAGUUCGUUCUUGUCUCAGAGCCAAACGUACGCUCUCUUAAAGCAACAAAUGGAGGUUGCCGCCAAAUCUGAGGAUUACAAAGAAGCUGCAAGGAUACGUGAUUCGUUGAGACUAUUCGAGGAAGAAGAGCCGGCUUUGCGUCUGCGUAGAUUGAUGAAGGAGGCAGUUGCUGAUGAGAGGUUUGAGGAUGCAGCCAAAUAUCGUGAUGAGUUGAAGGAAAUUGCACCACACUCUCUCCUAACAUGUUCCAGUGAUGCAACAACCUUUGGAAUCAGGGUUCAAGUCCGAAGUGUUUACAUAGAGGGCCGCAGUCAACCUUUGAAGGGGCUGUUCUUCUUUGCAUAUAGAAUAAGAAUUACUAAUAAUUCAGAUCGCCCGGUUCAACUUCUCCGAAGACAUUGGAUUAUUACUGAUGGCAAUGGAAAAGUUGAGAAUUUCUGGGGAAUUGGAGUUAUUGGUGAACAGCCUGUUAUACUUCCUCAGACAGGCUUUGAAUACUCAUCGGCAUGCCCCUUAAACACUCCCAAUGGCAGAAUGGAAGGUGAUUUUGAGAUGAAACACAUCGACAGUGUAGGCUCGGAGCCAUUUAAUGUGGCUAUUGCUCCAUUUUCUCUUUCAAUAUUAGAAGACGAAUUGAUGCUCUAUGAGAAAUGAGCUGUGGGCUUGACUUUGGAGAAUUGGAAGAAUUGCAUCAGUAAGAUGCAUCCAUAUGUCAAGUUGAAGGGUUGAAAAACUACUUUACUCAUAUUUUGCAAUGCAAAGUUUAAAAAUCUGUGUAUUUUUCGUGAGUGUAAGGAGCAUCUCUAUUGUUCUUCUACAUUCUAAUCCUCAUCUUCUGUAGCAAACUUAUUAUGAAAGAAAUGAAUUGAAAGGAUGAAUGUAUAGAAUACUAUCUGAGGUAUUUCCUUUUUAUCGAGGUAUCGAUACGUUUAAGUUGUA
Juglans microcarpa x Juglans regia is the source of this 1370-nucleotide messenger RNA. RefSeq lists its product as uncharacterized. The record is from RefSeq and is a predicted model, not a curated record. Gene Ontology annotation, molecular function: protein binding. NCBI's taxonomy places the organism in Eukaryota, Viridiplantae, Streptophyta, Magnoliopsida, Fagales, Juglandaceae. The transcript is spliced from 6 exons. Bases 207 to 1085 code for a protein of 292 amino acids.